This is a messenger RNA of Cylicostephanus goldi, 228 nucleotides long. The record is from the annotation of a GenBank genome assembly. Lineage: Eukaryota; Metazoa; Nematoda; Chromadorea; Rhabditida; Strongylidae.
AUGUGCUCGAUAAAAACAUGCGACUCGUACCCGGUGAGGAGGAAUAUGCAACAUGGUUACAGGAUCUUGGAGAAGAAAGCCUUUACCGCUGACGGCGUUGACAUUGAAAUUCCCGUCGACAUGUGUAUGGAAAUUGAGAACGAAGUUAUUCAGUGGAUGGACACUCCUGAAGUUAUCUCUUCGCCUAAUCUUAUGGGCAACAUGGCACUACUGACAGUACAUAUGUGA